This is a messenger RNA of Gopherus flavomarginatus (Mexican gopher tortoise), 3019 nucleotides long. RefSeq names its product FAST kinase domains 1 (gene FASTKD1). NCBI's taxonomy places the organism in Eukaryota, Metazoa, Chordata, Testudines, Testudinidae. Gene Ontology annotation, molecular function: RNA binding. The record is from RefSeq and is a predicted model, not a curated record. Gene Ontology annotation, cellular component: ribonucleoprotein granule; mitochondrial matrix. Gene Ontology annotation, biological process: mitochondrial RNA processing; regulation of mitochondrial mRNA stability. The coding region runs from base 445 to 2937 and encodes 830 amino acids. The transcript has 16 exons.
GGCCUCGCGGUUCCCUGGGCGGCGGGGCACUAGGACUGCAGAGCGGGGUGCGGUUGCCAGACGGGUUGCAGUGCUGGAGGCCCCCCGCAAGCGGAAGUCUGGGGGCUGAGGCGAUGAUCUUGUGCCAUGCGGAUCCGAAGAGCCCGGGAGCGCCGCGGGCUGCUGUUUAUUGCUGGCUUGGGUUUGGUGUGAUGCCCAGUAUGUGCUAUGCUGGUGAAGUCACACCUGCACCUGAAGAGCACUGAAGUCUGUUGAUAAGAACAAGAUACAUUAGAAUUCAUCUAUACCUCUUCCGAGAAAGUCUAUAAAAGAUGCAAGAAAAACAAGUUUGUGUGUCUCAAAAUGCCUCAUCUUCUUGCUAAUAGUGGCUUUGUUUAUUAUGAAAAGUGAAAGAGGAAAACAUUUUUCUGGACAUCUUAAAAGUAGCUUGUGGAGGUGACAAAAAUGCUUUGUGUGAGGCAUAUUUACGCAUUUGCACUGAGACGCUGCCAGUUUCGAACUCUGAGUAGUGACACGUUGCUGAGCCAGUUAAAUAGCUGCACAACUGAAGAUCAGGUCUUUGAUCUUGUUGGAAAGAACAAAGCCAAACUAUCUGAAAAACACGUUGGAAGUGCAAUUAGUCUACUGUGGAAAUUUCAAAAGGAGAAGUCCCAUCUGUUGAGGAAUAUCGACUAUGUAAAAAACCAUUCCCAGUUUCUUACUCUUCGCAUUUUAGCUGAAAACAAGAUAGAAUUUAUGGAUAAUGAUCUCUUGGUGGAUACGCUGUACAAUGUAUUGAGGUUCACUGUUGAGGCCCAUGAUUCUCUGGUAGAAGAGCUGGUCAUGGAAGCAUGGAGAAGAUUAGAAAGGUUUAGUCUGCCAACUCUGUCUAAGUUUGCACUGUGUCUAAAUGAACAACAGAUGUACUCUAGCCCUCUAAUUGGUAAAAUAGCUGAUAUUGUGAAUGUGAAUUUGGAUUCUAUACAGGACACAAGGGUCCUGUCGGUUUUGAUGAUCAGUAUAUCUAGUGUUAUCUCACGGAAUUUUCGAGAACGAUUAAUACAAAAGGCUGAACUUCUGUUGGAAACAGUGAAUUUUAUCAGUGUCAACCAUGCCAGAAGGAUGGUGCAGUUUCUUCGAAAUGUCAGACUAACUUACCGUCCAUUGCUAGAAAAAUGCAAUAAGGUUUUCCUUGAGAAUCCCAGUCAGCUUGAUCUAGAGAACAUCAGUCUUAUCCUUGGACUAUACCAGUCUCUACAGUUUAACAACACUGAAUUCCGAUUAGUCAUUAAACAGAAGCUGAUGGAAACUAUUGAUGAUUGUAACAAUCCUGUGAGUUUCACAAGAUUAUUUGCUGCUUUGGGGCCUAUGGCAGGACAAGAGGUAAGAGAACGGUUAAUAGCAACUGCACUACUAAUGGCAGAAGAAUUUAACUGUCACCAAGCAUUGGUAGUAGUGGAAACAAUGGAGGAAAUGGAAUGUAGAAAUUCACAUCUGAUUCAAAAAAUUGCUUCUCUUCUACAUAAGUACUUGGAUAAGUACAAGCCAACAGAGUUAGCAAAAAUAACGCAAGCCUUGGUGCUGCUGCAUUGCCAUAAUGCAGAGCUUUACACCAAAUUAAGAAGAUUGCUAGUUGGCUACUUACAAGUUAAUGUUGUGCCCAGUGACAUUUCUAUGCUAACUCGUGUUCUGUCCAUGCUUCCUUCUUCUCAAGUGGAUGAAGUAGUGAUUAACAGAGUUGAUGCAGUUUGGCCUCAGUGCAACUUAAGUGAUUUGAGUAGCUUUGCUACAGCUCUUGUCAGAUGGGUUCGUCAUGAUCAGUCACAUCAGCAAAGCACUUCUGGACCAAGUGCGAAGCUUCUGCAAAAAUUAAGUAACUGCGGAUAUCAGAGGCUUCAAAAAGCCAGUGACUUGGAUCAGUUGCUGGAAGAACUUAGAUAUAUAUCUGGAGAAUGGUUUGAAGAAAUACUUGUUGAAGAAACAAUCAAUACUUGUCAGCGCUUGAUGGACCAAAUUACAUGGAUGAAUGUACUAGAAUUUUCAUCUUUUCUCAUCAAAACAAACUACCGCUGUACUCCAUUACUUGAUAGAAUAGCUUCUGUGGCAGUUCAACAUAUGAGCAAGAUCCAUCCUUCUGGAACAUAUAAUCUUCUCCUCCCCUUCACUGUUAUGAAUUAUGAUCCUCCUCAAAGUGAAGAGUUCUUUGAGACUUGCAUCCAACAUUUUAGCUCUCACUUAGGUUGUUUUGAGCCUCACCUCCUGGUGCUGCUUGGUUAUUCCUUGGCUAUUGCUGAGUAUUUUCCUCCAGCCCUGAUAAACGCAAUAUUUAAUGUUGAUUUCCUAACCAAACUGGAUGCCCAGCUUGAAAUCCUACCAGAUACCUUGAAUUGGAGGGUCCGGUUACGCCUGAUGGAAUUGAACAGAGCUGUGUGUCUGGAAUGCCCUGAGUUUCAGAUCCCUUGGUUUCAUGAGCGCUAUUGUCAGCAGAUGCAGCGUAAAGGCAAUGGCAGCACAAAUACAGCGCAACAGCAGAUUCAUAGAAUGCUGGGGGAGAUCUUGGGAGGAAGCCAGUAUGCAAAAGUAUCUGUUCUCACGCCUUACUACUAUGGAAUAGAUUUUGAAUGCAUUCUGGAUAAAAACAAAAAGCCUCUUCCUUAUAUGGAUCAGAGUAUAGUUUUGGCUGACUUAGUGCAGUGGGGACCAGACAUCCAGCUCCUGGGGAGGAAGGGGCUUCCACCGGGAGCACAGAGCAGAAUUGCUGUGGAGUUUCUGGAUUCUAAAGCUUUUUGCAAAAAUUCAUGUCAUCUCAAAGGAGAAAUUGCAAUUAAAAAAAGACACCUGGAAAUUUUGGGGUACCAAGUGGUUCAGAUUCCUCACUUUGAAUGGAAUUCCAUGGAGCUGUCAUCAAAAGAUGCAUGGAUGGAGUAUCUGAAAAAGAAUAUAUUUGAAACAAAGUAAUAUAGAAGAGGCAAUCAUGAAUAUAUAUUUUCAUAUAAACAUUUAACUUGAUCAUGUAACAUUAAAUAUUUUGUAACCUUAA